Molecule: messenger RNA, 2448 nt
Organism: Danio rerio (zebrafish)
Lineage: Eukaryota; Metazoa; Chordata; Actinopteri; Cypriniformes; Danionidae
Source: RefSeq, a predicted model, not a curated record
GUGCCAAAGUGUUGUAAAGUGUUACCAUAUUCACUUUAUCAUAGACAAAUCGUAAAUGUUAACACUCAAUUUUGUAAUAUACGUAGGCAACCUUUUGCCAUCUGUCUGUCCACCAAGGAGCCCCGUGAUGAACAAUAUUAUUAACAUUGUGUUUCUCAUACAUAAUGGAGAUUGAAGGCAGAGAUUUCAUCAAUACACCACCAUUGAAAACGGUGCGCUUUGGAGGCACAGUUGCCAAUACUUUGGCUAAACUACAAAAGGGCGACACAAGCGACUAUGAGCUGAUAAAACAUCAACUCUCAGACCCGGAUAUUAAGGAUGCUCAAAUUAUCAACUGGUUGCAGGAAUUUAGGACAUGUGUCACUCAGCUUGGCAAAGAUCACGAGCAAUUAGUAUAUGUUGUUUUGAAACUGCCGUGGCUUGGUCGCAGUCAGGCUGUGGUGGAAGAAUAUUUGGCUUUUCUGAGUAACCUGGUGUCGGCACAGACAGUUUAUCUCAGAGCUUGUCUUCGAAUGGUCGUCACUAAUUUUUCACCGAAGAGAAUCAGAAUCCAAGAAGGAAAUGUGGAUAUUUCAGAUUCUGAUGAUGAAGAUGAAAAUCUGCCAAGGACAUUUGAUAAUUGUCAUCAAGCUUUACAGCUUAUCGCAAGAUAUGUUCCUUCAACCAGUCGGUUCCUGAUGCCAAUCCUCACUGACAAGUUUCCUUUUGUGCAGAAAUCUUCCAGAACGCUUGAGUGUUAUGUACACAACCUGUUGAGGGUUACGGUCUACAUCCCUGACCUGAGGAAAGACGUACUAGAGCUCAUCAUCAGCAAGAUGCUUAUGCUAGAUGUUAGCGCACCGCGAAGUGAGAUUGAAGAAGUGGAAAGUGGAGCUCAGCAAGGCGCCAGUGGAGCAUCACAGGAUGACUGCCUCUUCAACAUGGAUGAGGAAGAGGACUCACCCCUGAGCUCGGGAGCUGAUGGAGGAGCAAUGGUUCAUCCUGUGGCAGAGAGACUGGACACCAUGAUGACUGUCCUCCUGGCUUACAUUAAAGACGUUUCCCAUGUUAAUGGUACAUUAGAUAUUGAGAAAACCAAAGCUCUCUACCGAGACCUGGUGUCGGUGUUUGAUAAAGUGGUUCUUCCCACUCAUGCUUCCUGUCACGUGCAGUUUUACAUGUUCUACCUGUGCAGCUUCCGCCUGGGUUUAGCUGAAGCUUUUUUGGAUCACUUGUGGAAGCUUUUACAAGGUCCCAACCAGCCCUCCGUCCUCCGGCAGUCCGCUGCUGGAUACAUGGGCAGCUUCAUGGCAAGAGCCAAGUUUUUACCAGUAUCGACAGUGAAGGCCUGUCUCGACCUGCUGGUUCCCUGGCUGCACCUUUACAUCGACAGUCAGGACUCUGGGUCUAAAGCUUUCUGCGACAUCAAUCUGCACGGCCCCUUUUAUACCGCCUGCCAGGCUGUGUUUUACACGCUCAUCUUCAAACACAAUGCCAUUCUGGAGGGCAAUAUGAAGAAAGGGCUGGCGUAUCUUCAGGGUUUGAAUCUGGAGCGUAUUGUGAUGUGUCAGCUCAACCCACUGAGGGUCUGUCUGCCUGCUGUCACCAACAUGUUUGCAGCCAUCACCAGGAAGUACCAGCUCGUGUUCUGUUACACCAUCAUUGAGCGCAACAACCGGCACCUGUUGCCAGUGGUGAGGAGUUCUGUGGGCGGCAGCUCAGUGGCCACCAACACAAACCCCCUGGAUAGUUUCUUCCCUUUUGAUCCAUACCUUCUGAAAAGUUCUGGGAAACUCAUUGAGCCGAUCUACCAGGUGUGGGAGGAGCCGUCAGACUGUAUGAUUGGUGUGCCCAAGAAGGAAAUCCCAAAGGGCUCUAUGGAGGAGGAAGAUGAUUUUCUGCAUGGAGAAACUCCUCAUGGAGACUCAAUAGUAGGGAUGACUCCGGGCUCAUAUGAAUCUCAUCUGCAGAGCCCGCGGAGCGUCGGCUCUCCUCCAAUCUCCUUCCUGCAGAGACCCUUCUGAUACACACACACACACAUCUCUCCAUGAGGAGGCGCUGGAGAGCAACACACACACACACACACCAGCAUUACUCCUACAGCAGGAGUUAAAAAAAAAAACCUCUAGGACAUUUUAAGACUGCAUCAAGACACACACACUUCAGAUGUGUUAAUAACAGGAAUCAAACUCUGUUGGUGUUUCAAGUAGACAGUUUUCUGGAGAAAGCGUCUGUACAGAUGUUGCGAUCAUGGCUGUGUGCUCAUUUGGAGUAGAAAAGAAAGCUGUUUGUAACAUUCUUCAGUUGUUUCUGGUGAGGUUUCAUUAGUAAAUGCAGUCAGUUCCUGUGUGGAGCUGUACAUACUAGGUAAUGUACAUACUUCAUUUAAAAAUUUUAAAUACUGGACUUUCAGUUAUUGUGUAUAAAUAUUGCAACUUGCACAGUAAAUAUUGUUUAACAAGAACAAAA